Messenger RNA from Phalaenopsis equestris, 3071 nucleotides. Its product is annotated as vacuolar protein sorting-associated protein 35B-like. Gene Ontology annotation, biological process: intracellular protein transport; retrograde transport, endosome to Golgi. The record is from RefSeq and is a predicted model, not a curated record. Gene Ontology annotation, cellular component: retromer, cargo-selective complex; late endosome; retromer complex. NCBI's taxonomy places the organism in Eukaryota, Viridiplantae, Streptophyta, Magnoliopsida, Asparagales, Orchidaceae. The transcript is spliced from 23 exons. The coding region runs from base 221 to 2668 and encodes 815 amino acids.
CGUCACAGGAGGUUAUAGGGUAUAACGCGCGCGGUAUUUUCUCGUCUUCUCUGCAAAAUAUUUUGGUGCAGUCUUUGUUCUGUGAACAUUCAAGUGGAUUGUUUCGAAUUCUUCAUCUAUUUUGUCUUGGUAAGCGGUAUCGAUCCCAGAUCUAAGCAGGAAAGAGGCCGGAGAAGGAAGAACACCGGCGGUAGAUUGGGUGGUGCUAUUUGAGCCAAAGAUGCGGCCGGACUCUGGCGCCGAAGGCGAAGAGAAAUGGCUGGCUGAAGGCAUCGCUGGUCUCCAGCACAACGCCUUUUUCAUGCAUCGCGCUCUCGAUUCCAACAAUCUGCGUGACGCACUUAAGUACGCAGCCCAGAUGCUCUCCGAGCUGCGCGCCUCCAGGCUCUCCCCUCACAAGUAUUAUGAGCUCUACAUGAGAGCAUUCGAUGAACUGAGGAAGCUGGAGACGUUCUUCAAGGAGGAGACCAAAAGGGGAUGUUCGGUGAUUGAUCUUUACGAGCUUGUGCAGCAUUCUGGGAACAUUCUGCCUAGGCUGUACCUCCUUUGCACAGUCGGAUCAAUUUAUAUAAAAUCAAAAGAGGCUCCUGCAAAGGAUAUCCUUAAGGAUAUUGUGGAAAUGUGUCGGGGUGUACAACACCCUGUCCGGGGUCUCUUUCUGAGGAAUUACCUCUGUCAGAUCAGUAGGGAUAAGUUGCUUGAUAUUGGUUCAGACUAUGAAGGGGAUGGCGGCAGUGUUAUUGAAGCUGUUGAAUUUGUGCUUCAGAACUUUACAGAGAUGAAUAAACUGUGGGUCCGAAUGCAUUAUCAGGGACCAGUUUGGGAAAAGGAGAAACGUGUAAAAGAGAGGAGUGAGCUUCGUGAUCUUGUGGGAAAAAACCUCCAUGUUCUUAGCCAAAUAGAUGGUGUUGAUCUUGAUAUGUACAAAGAAAAUGUGCUUCCUAGGGUAUUAGAGCAGGUGGUCAAUUGCAAAGAUGAACUAGCCCAACAUUAUUUGAUGGAUUGUAUAAUCCAAGUGUUUCCAGAUGAAUAUCACUUGCAAACUCUUGAAUCUUUGUUAGGCGCAUGUCCACAACUUCAGCCCACUGUUGAUGUUAUGACAGUUCUAUCUCAGCUCAUGGAUAGAUUAUCCAAUUAUGCAGCCUCUAGUACGGAGGUUUUACCAGAAUUUUUGCAAGUAGAAGCUUUUGCCAAAUUAAGCAUUUACAUUGGAAAGGUCAUUGAUUCGCAGCCUGAAAUGCCAAUUUUUGGUGCCAUCGGCUUAUACGUAUCACUUCUUACAUUUACUCUGCAUGUCCAUCCAGAUCGUCUUGAUUAUGUGGAUCAAGUUCUGGGAGAGUGUGUUAAGAAAUUAUCAGGAAAGUCGAAGAUUGAGGAUAGCAAAGCAAUUAAACAAAUAGUUGCCCUUUUAAGUGCUCCACUGGAAAAGUACAAUGAUAUAGAUACUGCUUUAAAGCUCUCUAACUAUUCAAGUGUCAUGGAGCACCUUGAUAAUGCUACAAAGAAAAUCAUGGCAGUGGUUAUUAUUCAAAGCAUUAUGAAGAAUAAAACCCGCAUAUCUACUGCUGAUAAGGUGGAGGCAUUGUUUGAGUUAAUAAAAGGGCUUAUCAAGGAUAUGGAUGUGACUCUGGACGAGCUUGAUGAAGAGGAUUUCAAGGAGGAGCAAAAUUCUGUUGCUCGCCUCAUUCACAUGUUAUACAAUGAUGAUCCAGGGGAGAUGCUGGAGAUUAUUUGUACUGUGAGGAAGCAUAUUCUUCUUGGGGGACCUAAACGCCUUGCUUUCACCAUACCUGCCUUGAUAUUUUCUGCCCUCAAGUUGCUGAGACGUUUGCAAGUUCAAGACAGAGAUAUGGAUGGGGACGAUACUCGUUCCACUACAAAGAAAAUAUUUCAGAUAUUGAAUCAGACCAUUGAGGCACUAUCAGCUGUUCCUUCACCCGAACUUGCCCUUAGGUUGUACUUACAAUGUGCAGAGGCUGCCAAUGAUUGCGAUCUUGAACCUGUUGCGUAUGAGUUUUUUACUCAAGCAUUUAUAUUAUAUGAAGAAGAAGUUGCAGAUUCAAAAGCUCAGGUGACGGCACUUCACCUAAUUAUUGGAACUCUUCAGCGGAUGAAUGUAUUUGGGGUUGAGAAUAGAGAUACGCUAACCCAUAAGGCCACAGGGUAUUCUGCAAAGCUUUUGAAAAAGCCUGAUCAGUGCAGUGCAGUUUAUUCUUGCUCCCACCUCUUUUGGGUUGAUGAUCAAGAUGGAAUCAAGGAUGGAGAAAGAGCUCUCCUUUGUUUAAAACGUGCCUUGAAGAUUGCAAAUACUGCACAACAAAUGGCUAAUGUCACGAAGGGUAGCAGUGGACCUGUCACUUUGUUUGUUGAAAUACUCAACAAGUAUUUGUAUUUCUUUGAGAAAGGAAACCUUCAGAUCACAUGCUCUGCAAUUGACGAUCUGAUUGAAUUAAUCAUGACGGAAAUGCAAAGUGAUAAUAACUCAACUUCAGUUCCAUCUGCUGAUCCUUUCUUUUCUAGCACGCUUCGAUAUAUUCAGUUCCAGAAGCAGAAAGGUGAUUCCUUUGGCGAAAAGUAUGAACCAAUUAAGUUGCCCAGGGAUGCAGGAAUUGAACGUAAACAAAUUGGAAUGAGAAAAUUCAGCAGAAAAGUGCCUGAAGCGGCGUGACCAAGCCAUUGAUUGAACCAAGCUGGCAUGACCACGCCCAAAAAUAGCAUAACCACAUCAUAUAUUGUAAUAGGGCAGCAUGACCAUGCCGACCCCAACAAAAGAACGGUGUGACCACGCUGGAAACGGGUGUGACCAUGUCGAAGAGUGGGAAAAACUUUAUAAAGGAAAUUUGAUGGAUCAACCCAUGAUUUGUCCUAUAAAAUCGAAUUUUAGGCUUCUAAGAAGAAGUACUGCAGCAGAGAAGGCUGGAGGCUGAACAAAUAGAAUGUGGGAAAGGAUUUAAGGGAUCUCUUCAGGGUUUUCUUCCUCCUUGGGUUGAAAUCUUCAAGGGAUAGUUUUUUUUUUUUUUACUUUGUACGUUGUGAGAGAUUUUUUAUGAGAGGGGAAGUUGUUGGCUUUG